CGGAAAAGGCCCGGCUAAAGGGAGCGAGCGAGGCGGUGUGUGACGGAGCUGUGAAAGGCGGAGAGGAGAGCGGGUUCAGUAAUACACCUUAGGUAUGGCACAGCACAAGAUCUCUCCUGGCCAGCAAGUGGCUGUGGUUUGGGAUAUCCAUUCCUCCACUGAGGCACUCCAGAGUCUUGUAAAGAAUCUUCAGGCCACUGUCGGUGCCGAAGGUCACAUAUCUGUGGAGAACCUCAACCAGCUACUCCAAUCAUCCCACAAGGAGUCAAGGUUUGAUACAGUUCUGUCAGGCGUGGUACCUGGCAGUCUGACGGUGCAUAGUGCCCAAGUACUGGCUGAAAUAGCUCGGAUCAUCAAGCCUGGCGGUCGUGUCCUUUUGAAGGAGGUGGUGACAGCAGAAACAGGUAACAACAGCAAGCUCAAGGCAAUAACCAAGCUCCCCACAGCUCUGACACUCUCUGGACUGGUGGAAGUGAAGGAGUUGCAGAAAGAACCUUUAACAUCUGAACAAACACGGGCUAUCCAGGAGAAGCUAGGGCUGCAGUGUAACAAACUCGUCUUUGUUGAGAUAGAAGGCAAGAAGCCCAACUUUGAAGUGGGUUCCUCGAGUCAGCUCAGACUUUCUUUUGUCAAAAAAGCUGUUCCAUCUGAAAAGCGGGCUGUGGAUCCCACUGCUGCAAAGCUCUGGACCCUUUCUGCCAAUGAUACGAAUGACGAGGACUCGGAUCUCCUGGAUUCAGAUGAGCUGCUGGAUUCUGAGGAUUUGAAGAAGCCAGAUCCCGCUUCCCUGAAAGCCCCUUCCUGCAAGGAGUCUGGAAAGAGGAAAGCCUGCAAGAACUGUACAUGUGGCCUUGCUGAAGAGCUGGAGAAGGAGAAGGAGAAGAAUAACCCGGUGCCAAAAUCUGCUUGUGGAAAUUGUUACCUGGGGGAUGCGUUCCGCUGCGCCAGCUGCCCUUAUGCGGGCAUGCCAGCCUUUAAACCCGGGGAGAAGAUCCUCCUGAACGAGAACAACCUACACGAUGCCUGAGAGGGGGGCGGUAUCAAAGCCUCCUUUUGGCACACAGCUGUUGGGCAGCUUUCAGGCUCCUUGUUCUGCUGGCAAAACUUGGACACAGAAGGACUUUGCAGGGGCAGUCGGAAGGCAGAUGGACCACUGUGUGCUUAAAAAAGGGAAGACUUGCAUUCCGUACUAGCUUUCAUGUAGCAGAUACAUCUUCAGCAUAGAGUUAUGAACUUUAGUGGUUCUUAACACCAACGCACUGGCCCUCAUGGUGUGCCCACUAAGCAACAGGGCUGUCUGCACUGGCAGUUGGCCCUGUAUUUACUCAAGACCACUAGGGCAGCACCAGGUGCUGCCAUGCCAUGCUGUGCUGCCAUCCAAGGAAUUUUAUUUAAUGUGUGCCAAAUGCAGAAUCGCAAAAGCAUAAUUAGAAGGUGGGUGGGGGAAUGAUUGUGGGGUUACGUCCUCACAAUGUGUGAGCAUAUUUUCACUCAAUGUCCCCUCCUGCUGACACAAUUGGAGGUUUCAGAAUUAAAGUUGU
Molecule: messenger RNA, 1541 nt
Organism: Gekko japonicus
Lineage: Eukaryota; Metazoa; Chordata; Lepidosauria; Squamata; Gekkonidae
Gene: CIAPIN1
Product: cytokine induced apoptosis inhibitor 1
Exons: 9
Coding region: 95-1027 (310 amino acids)
Biological process (GO): iron-sulfur cluster assembly
Cellular component (GO): cytoplasm
Molecular function (GO): iron-sulfur cluster binding
Source: RefSeq, a predicted model, not a curated record